UGCUGGCAACGGAAGCAGAGCGGACGGAGACGCAGAAGCGAGCAGAGAGGAGUCAGUGUCGGAAUGUGCAAGAAGGCGCGGGUGGCGAGUCUCGCAGGACGCUUCCGUUCAGCGGUCGUGCGGCGGGUCGAGUAGGAUUUUUUGCAGGAGGAAACGCAAGUCCAGCGUCGAGGCGAAAGAGACAGCGGCCUGGUGACCGAGGCCACUGCCGGCGCUCCAGAGAGGAAGCACGCCACGAGACAGACAAGCGAACAGCUCCCGGUUUUGCGCUUUGCGGGUGCGCGUCUCGCUUCCCCAGAAGGUCGCCGUCGACCGCCUGCACCCCUGGUGUAUGUACACCGAAGCUUGACGCGCCAGCACCCGCCCGUGACCUGUGCGGCACUGAGGGACGGGGGGGACCAGGAAGCUUUUCAAAUCAAAUUCUUUUGAGACCAAAGCCAGCAACGCCCUGCGUUUAAGCAGCAAUUGCUUGACGUUUUUAUCGAGCUCCACGCUCCUUGACUUCCAGUCUUUUCCCCCGCGACCCGGCCUGCUUCCAGUUGCGUCGCCUUCGCCUGUUUGUCCUCUCGCAAACGGAUUUCCUGCAUUCCAACACGCAGAAGCUUCAGCUUCGCUCCGAACCUCAAACUCCACCAAUCGCUUUUGUCCGCAGUUCAAGAUGACUUUCUUGUCCUUCUUUAAGUGCGCCAAGGGCACCACCAGCGCCCACCCCGAAGCUGAUGCUGUGGAGACUUUUUUCGAAAGUCAGGCAAGCAGUCAGUCUCACCUUUUCUCCCCUCAGCUCGCCGACGAAGCCACUCCCAACGAGGUGGCGCGUCGCCAUUUCAAGCCUGUCCUUCCUCCUGUCUUCUCCUCGCCCACUGGCGUCGUCACCGUUCCUUGCAACGACACAGACCUCGUCAACAAGCAGGAUGAGGUGAACAACGCCCCUCACGUGCUGUCUGCACAAGAUCAGGACAUCUUGGCAAGUCUCUUCCCCAACACAAUCAACACAAACUUCUGUCUGCUCGCGCCCGCUUCCGGCGACCGCCAGGCCUCCUCCGAGCCUCUUCGCGUCGGUGUCGUUCUCUCUGGCGGUCAAGCUGCCGGUGGCCACAAUGUCAUCUGCGGUAUCUUCGACUACGUCAAACGCGUGAACCCGGCGAGCACCGUCUUUGGUUUUUUGGGGGGCCCUCACGGCGUCUUCAGCCACGAGUACGUCGAGCUGACGGAGGCGAUCAUCGACAAGUACAGGAACAUGGGAGGCUUCGACAUGAUUCGCAGCGGUCGCCAUAAAAUCGAGACGGACGAGCAAAAACAGAAGAGUUUGGAAAUUUGCGAAAAACUGCAGCUUAACGGCCUCGUCGUCAUCGGCGGAGACGACUCGAACACCAACGCCGCCAUCCUCGCGGAGUACUUCAAGUCCAAAGGUAGCUCGACCUCCGUUUGCGGAUGCCCCAAGACGAUCGAUGGAGACCUGAAGAAUCGCUUCGUCGAAAUUUCGUUCGGCUUCGACACUGCGUGCAAGACGUACUGCCAGCAAAUCGGAAACCUGAUGCGGAACGCCAUGACUGGAGGAAACACUUACCACUUUGUUCGCCUCAUGGGUCGUAGCGCCUCGCUCAUCACCCUCGAAUGCGCUCUCCAAACGCACCCGAACUACACCUUCAUUGGCGAAGAAGUCAUGGCGAAGAAGCAGUCGCUGCGUCAGCUGGUGGAGGCGCUGGUCGACCUCGUCGAGGCGCGCUACGCCAAGGGGAAGCAGUAUGGCGUCGUCCUUCUUCCUGAGGGGCUCAUCGAGUUCAUUCCCGAAGUUGGCGUCCUGAUCAACGAGAUCAACCACAUCGUGGCCGCGGGCGACUUCGAAGUCUCCAAGUUGACGCCUGAGAGCCGCUCCGUGUUCGAGGAGCUUCCUGAAUCAACUCGUCGGCAACUGCUUCUCGACCGCGACCCUCACGGCAACGUUCAGGUGGCGAUGAUUCACACUGAGAAGCUGUUGAUGCAGAUGACGGAGUCCGAGCUACAGAAGCGUGGGUUCCAGGGAACUUUCCUCGCGCAGUCGCACUACCUCGGCUACGAGGGCCGCAGUGGAUACCCCUCGGACUUCGACGCCACGUACUGCUACGGCCUGGGCAAUGUCGCCGGUGCUCUCAUUCAAAACAAGGUGACUGCAUGCAUGGCAGUUUUGAAGGACAUGAGCUCGUCGUCGAACCCUCUCGACUGGAAAGCGGCUGGCAUUCCUUUGACGAAGAUGAUGAAUUUGGAGACUCGCAAAGGGAAGGCGAAUGUUCCUGUUAUCAAGAAGUUCCUUGUUGAUAUCGAGCGUCCGCUCUUCCAGGCGUUUGCCCAGGUACGCGACGCGAUGCGCCUGGAGGACGUCUAUCAGAUCCCCGGACCCAUGCAGCUGAAUACGCCGACUCCGGUUCUCCCGUACACGUUGGUUGGCGCGCCGUCUACGGCGUCGCUGUUGUCGAGUUCCUCUCCCCAGAGUCUGGGUCACUCGCGACUCGAGUUCGAGCCUCUGCUGAAUCCCCUGCUGCUCCAGAAGGAGACGGCGGUCGUCGCGGGCGCUGCUGCUCAUCCCGGAGCCGAAGCAUGCAACGCUCACAUUCAGGCGCUCUUCCCCGCUCUCGGUGCAGAGGCGAAGGACUUCUUCGGGGGUGCAUGCAAGCUCCAGAAGGCGCAGAAAAUCAAGGAGAAAUGCGCAGUGGGCGUUGUCCUCGUCGGUCCGGAACGCCCUGGCUACGCGAACGUCCUCUGCGGCCUCGUGCAGCGCGUCGCUCUCCUUGGCGGAACUGUCAAAGGUUUCAAGGGCGCGCGGGGUCUCCUCACAAACGACUGCGUGGUUAUCGGAGAAAAGGAAGCUGCCGCGCAAAGGAACCAACCUGGAUUCGUUCUUCUCGGCCGCACAGAACGCGAAGAAGCUGAGCUCUUCACCAAGGAGGGCAUGAAGCAGGCAGCUGCGACUCUCCAGGCAGCGGGGGUGGCUGCGCUGGUGAUGAUCGGAGGCACAACUUUGCAUGCGGCGGUUCUCUCUGAACUCCUCGCCUCGCAGCGACAGCCCAUUCGCGUCGUCUGCGUCGAGCCUUCUGGAGACUUGGGCAGGUUCCCUGCACACGGUGCUCUUCAGCUCCUGAAGGAACUGACUGGCAAAGACAUCGUCGUCGGAAGCCCCGAUGCCAAAGCAAUGUGCCCGGGCAUCUCUUCGACUUUCCAGCAGCUCGCGGGCUGCCGGGGCCUGGGUUUCGACACCGAAACCAAGGUUGCGUCGGAAAUGAUCGCCAACCUUUUGACCGACAGCAACAGUGCAGCGAAGUACUUUUAUUUCUGCCAAGUCUCCGGGGGGCUGGAAGCCGAGUGCGAGGUUGGACUGCAGACUCAUCCGAACGUCGUCCUGUCGUCGCAGCAGUUCAAGACCAAGACGCUCGGCGAAAUCGUCACGUUCGUCGCCGACGCCGUGAAGGCUCGCGCAGCUCUAAAGAAGAACUUCGGUGUUGCCGUCAUCAACGAGAACCUCUUCGCUCUCAACAAGGAGUUGCGCGACUUGGCGGUCGAGAUUCACCUCCACUUUUUGACGCAUCCGCCGCAGCCCGCCUCAGGUGUCUGCCUAGCGCUGACUGCCGAUGAAGAGGCAGCGCUGAUGGCUGCUCUGUCGCCUGCGUCUCGGGAGCUCUUCACUUCGCUUCCCGUCACCUUCCAACACAAGCUGAUACGCGACAUCGAGGUCCACCAGUUCCCCAAGGCAAUCCUCAGAUUCCCCGCACAUGAACUCAUUGCCGCGAUGGUCGCUGCGGUUCUGAAAAAGGAGAAGGACGCAGGCACAUUCUCGGGCAGCUUCUCGCCCCUCUGCUUUGAAUUCAGUGACUCGCUCCGGGCGUCUUAUCCGUCGCUGUACGACUGCAGUUUGGGUUCGACGUUGGGUCACCUGAGUGCCAUGUGCGCGACGAUGCAUGCGCUGCCGUCGCACGCAGUGCAGGUCUCUGUGGCGAAUCCGACGAGCUGCCCCACAGUCUUCGAGCCUCUGGUCCUGCCGCUGGCAGCCUCUGCGGCGCAGCUGCACGGCCUGUGUGUCUCUUCCGCGGCUGUUUCGGAGACACCCGCAAACGGCGUCUUCUCUGUCGCCGAGGGCGACGCUCUCUUUGCUCUCUCGGAGAGUGCAAGCGAAGAUGCAGUCUCCCAGCUCGUCGCUCAGGGCAUGCAAAGCGGAUGGGUCGAAGCGGAGAAGUACUGCAACCCGGGUCCUCUGCAGUUCGCCGAACCGGCGAAGGACUACUACUACUCUCGCUCGCUCUUCGAGGUCCUCAAGGGCGCCAUGAAAAGCGAAGCGUGCGGCGCGGCUGCAUGCAGAGACCAAUAGAGAGGAGAGGCUGUGGAGGAGCGACCGGUGCUGAGUUGGAGUUUGGAAUUCUCUGUCGCGGUGCCAGUCAGAGCACAACUGAGACGACACCAGAGGCUCUGGGACAGACGAGAAGAGUAGUUUUGGGGAACGGCGCUUUGAAGUCGUUGCUGAGGGUGUGUCGAGAGAAAAGGUUUUUAUAUUCUUGUUUGUGGGGGAGGCGCCGUUCUGUAAUGUGUUUGUUCACCUCACGCCGAAGGUUGUUCCAUAAUGAGUAGUGAAGAGCUAGCGAGGAGAGAAGCGCGGGGAGUGAGAGACCGGCGCUUCCUUCUCGCUGUCUCCGUUCGCUGGUUCCCAAGAGAAAAGCUCCUCUGCCAGGUUUCCUUGAGGCGGGCUUGUAAAACACUCUCUGCUAGGAAACUUGUUCUGAGAAAGUCGGCUUUCAAGUGUGGCGAAAUCUGGAACGGUGGGGGUCAGACCCUAAGCCGCCAGGACAUGUCGCCGUAGGUCGGCGAGCCACAGCGAGACUCCGGCAGAAAAAAACCUCCGUUUGGCAGGAAGUAGAAAGUCGGAAGUACACACUCCACAGCCAGCGUCACACCUAUAGAGAAGAGAGACAAAGGAAGUUUAUUCAUAGACAUAUCUGUGUGUGGCCGUGCAGUGUGUGUAGAAGACUGGAAACUCGCUUGUGGGUGGGAGUGUGGAGAGAGAGAGGACGCGAAUCGUUCGCCAGCACGACGCAGGCGCAGGGAUUCGUCAUUUGCAGAAACGCAGGACAAAAUAAAGCGACGGGAGAAGUUAUCUUCAGUAGAAGAACCGUAGCGUCUCAAAGUUCCCAGUUGCCAGAGCAGCC
Molecule: messenger RNA, 5168 nt
Organism: Toxoplasma gondii ME49
Lineage: Eukaryota; Apicomplexa; Conoidasida; Eucoccidiorida; Sarcocystidae
Gene: PFKII
Product: phosphofructokinase PFKII
Exons: 19
Coding region: 659-4336 (1225 amino acids)
Biological process (GO): fructose 6-phosphate metabolic process; response to glucose; glycolytic process
Cellular component (GO): cytosol
Molecular function (GO): diphosphate-fructose-6-phosphate 1-phosphotransferase activity; 6-phosphofructokinase activity; ATP binding
Source: RefSeq, a predicted model, not a curated record